This is a messenger RNA of Fonsecaea pedrosoi CBS 271.37, 1728 nucleotides long. Its product is annotated as gamma-glutamyltransferase. Gene Ontology annotation, cellular component: plasma membrane. The record is from RefSeq and is a predicted model, not a curated record. The transcript has 2 exons. Lineage: Eukaryota; Fungi; Ascomycota; Eurotiomycetes; Chaetothyriales; Herpotrichiellaceae. Gene Ontology annotation, biological process: glutathione catabolic process. Bases 1 to 1728 code for a protein of 575 amino acids. Gene Ontology annotation, molecular function: glutathione gamma-glutamate hydrolase.
AUGUUGUCGCUAUUGCAGCUGGCGUGGGCUUUGGUCGUCCCGCCGUUGCUACAGCAGGCUGGUGCCAACCCCCUACCUCACAUUCGACAACCGUAUGCGCCAGACUCCUUGGGCGCUGUAGCGAGCGAGAGCAGUGUUUGCAGCCAGAUUGGAAUUGAUCUGCUCCGAAAUGGCGGCAAUGCUGCAGAUGCGGUAAGUGAGCUCCCUAACAACGACUCGAAAGACUCCAGGGUGACAAUUUCCAAGCUCGUUGGCACUGUCUUUUGCACCGGAGUUAUCGGCAUGUAUCAUAGUGGCAUCGGUGGUGGCGGGUUCAUGAUCGUCCGCAGUUCAAACGGGAGCUACGAAGUGAUAGAUUUUCGAGAAACAGCCCCUGCUGCUGCUUUUCAGGACAUGUACAACAACAACACCAACGCAAGCAUUUUCGGGGGUUUGGCGAGACUCAUGGUGGUCGACAGCGGAGUUCCAGGAGAAGUCAGGGGCCUGGCUCAUUUGCAUCAAAAUUACGGGAAACUUCCCUGGACGCAGGUAAUGCAAGGCGCCAUAAAGACGGCUAGAUAUGGCUGGACGGUCAGCGAGGACUUGGUGCGUUAUAUGGAAUCGGGAAUGGCUUCCGCCGCAGUGCCCAAUUUCCUCGUCGACGAUCCAAACUGGGCCAUCGAUUUCGCACCCAACGGCACCUUGCUCGGAGCUGGAGACACAAUAACACGGAAGAGGUAUGCCGACACGCUCGAAACUAUUGCUCAGCAAGGCCCUGAUGCGUUUUACCGUGGCCCAAUCGCCGAGGCUACCAUUGCAGCGGUGCAAGCGGCAAACGGAACCAUGACACUCGAGGACCUCCACAACUACACCGUCGCCGUUCGGCAAACCGCCAACAUCACGUAUCGAGGAUAUCGUUUAUUCAGCUGCAGUGCCCCCAGUUCGGGAGAGGUCGCCCUCUCGGUGCUCAAGACCCUAGAACUGUAUCCCGAUUUCUUUCAUGCUGGAACGGUCAAUCUGAGCACGCACCGAUUGGACGAAGCAAUCAGGUUUGGAUAUGGGGAGAGAACCAGUCUUGGUGAUCCAUCCUUUGUGCACAAUCUGUCGGCGUAUCAGGAUGAAAUGCUGUCUGACGCGACAGCACGCGAUAUUCGGAGCAAAAUUUCAGACCUUCGCACGUUGAAUGUCUCGGCGUAUGAUCCAGCUGGGAUUGAAUCCCUGGAAACCCCAGGCACUUCUCAUAUUGUUACGGCAGAUGCCUCUGGGAUGGCCAUCUCUCUAACGACGACAAUCAACUUGUUAUUUGGGUCGCAGGUUCUGGUCCCCGAGACGGGAGUGAUCAUGAACAACGAAAUGAACGACUUUUCCAUUCCCGGAUCGUCGAAUGCCUUUGGAUAUGUUCCAAGUCCGUCCAAUUAUGUGCGACCGGGGAAGAGACCACUGUCGUCCAUUUCACCCACUAUCGUUGAGUAUGGCAACGGAACGCUUUACUAUGUUACCGGCGCGGCAGGAGGAUCAAGGAUCAUCACAGCCACAAUUCAGAGUCUGGUCCACGUGCUUGACCAGAACAUGACAGCUCCACAGGCGCUGGCGCAGCCUCGCCUUCACGAUCAACUCAUUCCAAACCAGGUGACGUUUGAGUACGCGUACGACAACGAGACAGUGGCAUUCAUGAAGUCGAGAGGCCACAACAUUUCCUUUGUGAGUGACUCUUCCAGCCCUGGAAGAAACGCCCGUUCUUCCACCUAG